AUGUCUGCGCCCAUCUUCGCACAGGAGGCCACGCAAGAGCGCGCUGAGAAUGCGCGUCUCUCGAGCUUCGUCGGCGCCCUCGCGCUCGGCGACCUCGUCGCCUCGACGCUCGGCCCCAAGGGCAUGCACAAGAUCCUGCAGUCCGUCGGCUCCAACUCGCUCGAGAUCACAAACGACGGCGCCACGAUUCUCAAGAGCAUCCACCUCGACAACCCCGCCGCCAAGAUCCUCGUCAACAUCAGCAAGGUGCAGGACGACGAGGUCGGCGACGGCACCACGAGCGUCUGCGUGCUCGCUGCCGAGCUGCUGCGCGAGGCCGAGAAGCUCAUCGAGAAGCGCAUCCACCCGCAGACCGUCGUCGAGGGCUACCGCAUCGCCAGCGCCGCGGCGCUGCGGGCGCUCGACCGCGAUGCGCGUGACAACGGUGCCGAUCCCGCAGCGUUCCGCCGCGACCUGGUCAACAUCGCGCGCACGACGCUGUCGUCGAAGGUGCUGUCGGCCGACAAGGACUACUUUGCGAACCUCGCCGUGGACGCCGUGCAGCGCCUGAAGGGCAGCACGAACCUGGAGAACAUCCAGAUCAUCAAGAAGGUCGGCGGCAAGCUGACCGACAGCUACCUGGACGAGGGCUUCAUCCUCGACAAGCGCAUCGGCACCAACUGCCCGAAGCGCAUCGAGGGUGCGCGCAUCCUCAUCGCCAACACGUCGAUGGACACGGACAAGAUCAAGGUGUUCGGUGCGCGCGUGCGGGUCGAGGGCACGGGCAAGCUGGCCGAGCUGGAGCGUGCCGAGCGCGAGAAGAUGAAGGCCAAGGUGGAGCGCAUCAAGGCGCACGGCAUCAACUGCUUCAUCAACCGGCAGCUCAUCUACAACUACCCCGAGAGCAUCCUCGCCGACGCAGGCAUCAUGAGCAUCGAGCACGCCGACUUCGAGGGCGUCGAGCGCCUUGCCCUCGUCACUGGCGGCGAGAUCGCCUCGACGUUCGACCGGCCCGACCUGGUCAAGAUCGGUGCCUGUGACACGAUCGAGGAGAUUAUCAUCGGCGAGGACCGGUUGAUCAAGUUCUCGGGCGUGGCCGCCGGCGAGGCCUGCACGGUGGUGCUGCGCGGCGCGACGUCGCAGAUGGUGGACGAGGCCGAGCGCUCGCUGCACGAUGCGCUCAGUGUGCUCAGCCAAACAGUCAAGGAGACGCGCGUGACGCUCGGCGGCGGCUGUGCGGAGAUGAGCAUGAGCAAGGAGGUGGACGAGGAGGCACGCCAGACGGCGGGCAAGAAGGCGCUGGCGACGGAGGCGUUUGCACGUGCGCUGCGGCAACUGCCGACAAUCCUGGCCAAUAACGCCGGUCUCGACUCGGCCGACCUCGUCUCACGGCUGCGCGCCGCGCACCAGGCGGGCGACCGCGACGCCGGCCUGGACCUCGACGAGGGCAAGAUCAAGUCCAUGCUGGACCUCGGCAUCACGGAGAGCUACAAGCUCAAGCGGGCCGUCGUCAACUCGGCCAGCGAGGCGGCCGAGCUGAUCCUGCGCGUCGACGACGUGCUGCGUUGUGCACCGCGGCGUCGCGAGGGCCACUAGAGAGGGAGGGACGGGUAGGGCAGUCGGCCUAGAGCACAC
Molecule: messenger RNA, 1614 nt
Organism: Tilletiopsis washingtonensis
Lineage: Eukaryota; Fungi; Basidiomycota; Exobasidiomycetes; Entylomatales
Product: putative CCT2-chaperonin of the TCP1 ring complex, cytosolic
Exons: 6
Coding region: 1-1575 (524 amino acids)
Biological process (GO): protein folding
Cellular component (GO): cytosol; chaperonin-containing T-complex
Molecular function (GO): ATP hydrolysis activity; ATP-dependent protein folding chaperone; ATP binding
Source: RefSeq, a predicted model, not a curated record